This is a messenger RNA of Elephantulus edwardii (Cape elephant shrew), 1224 nucleotides long. It is a transcript of the gene CCER1, whose product is annotated as coiled-coil glutamate-rich protein 1. NCBI's taxonomy places the organism in Eukaryota, Metazoa, Chordata, Mammalia, Macroscelidea, Macroscelididae. The transcript has a single exon. The record is from RefSeq and is a predicted model, not a curated record. Bases 1 to 1224 code for a protein of 407 amino acids.
AUGACCCAGACUCUGGACCAAAGGGAGGACCCUCUUAACCUGGGUGGCGGCUUCACAUCCUCAGCCCCAGUACGCACCAGGUAUUCAUGUCACCAAAGGCGUCAUAGCGCCCCGAUUUACAAAAGGAGGCACCGCUAUGCCCCCAAAGCCGUGUAUGAGCCCCCCAGGAAGCACCCUAAGCAACAACAGGGCCCGGGCCAUUGGUUCCAACCACCUCUAUGUCCCUACUGGACUGUGUAUUCCCACUGGGGGCGCUGGGGCGGGCGGUGGCACCCGCCCCCAGCCGCCUGCUGGAGUGCUCCAGGACAGGUGCAAAUGAUCCGGGUGUACGGACUGCACCCCCUCUGCCUUUGUUGCUGUUCUUGUUGGGGAGGCCCCCAGACUCCAGCCUGGGCAAGGCCCUAUGGCCGGAAGAGGCGCUGGGGUCGCAGGAGCCGCGGCCUGCGCCGCUUCCCUCGCCGCUCCUUCCCGAGGAACCCGCCGGUGGAUCUGCGCAUGCUCCUGCGUCCGGUCAACCUGUACGGGUGGCGGGCGCCUGGCAUGCGAGCGCCGCGGAACACCACGCAGUUCAUCAUGAACCAGAUCUACGAGGACAUGCGGCAGCAGGAGAAGCUGGAGCGUCAGCAGGCGGCGCUGCGGGCGCAGCAGGCUCCGGCUCCGGGCGAGGCCUUCCCGGAGGCCGGCUCGGGAGACGAUGCUCCGCCCAGCGGCUGCGAGGAAGACGCGGAGCUGCAGGAAAUUUUAAACAGCUUCAUGCAGGAGCAUUCUGUGGUCUUCAGUCCGGCCCCUCAGGCGCAAACCCAGUGUCCCGCCUCGCAGCAGGUGGCAGAAGAGGAAGCAAAGAGGAAUGCGAGAGAGGAAGAGUGUGAGGAGGAGAGCGAGGAGGAGGAUGAAGAGGAGGAGGGCCAGGAUGGAGAGGGUGAAGAAGACGAGGAUGAGGAUGGAGAGGGUGAAGAGGAGGAGGAGGAGGAUGGAGAGGGUGAAGAGGUGGUCGGAGAAACUAACUAUGAGAAAGAGGAACUGGAGGAAGAAAAGGCAGAGGAGAAGAGAGGAGACAAAGAGGAUGUGCAGAGAGAGGAAGAGAACCAUUUGCCUUUAUCCACCCUGGUUGGUUCUGAAGAAGAGAGAGAGAACUUUAUAGGCUGCAAUUAUUUCAGUCCCAAAGACAUUAAUUUUGAAGUGUCACAGGAAGCUCUCUUCAUGGUGCAGGACAUCAACUUUUAG